ACAAACCCUGCAAUAACCGGUCUGGCUUUUUAUGCCCCCAGUGUCAGCCAGAUGCAGCUCCUUUUGUGUGCACUUUAAUUGACAAGGGACACUGAGCACAGGGUGACAUGGAUCCUGUCAGGAAAAGGGCUGCUUUGUCACUCAGGCAGUUUUGUGACUUGCUCACAUCUCUCUAGCUAUAAUAGGUUAUUAGCAUGUCAGCCUUCUUUCCCCGGAGCCACGGCAGACGUACAACAUCUGAGGACUUUGAGUAGGCUCUCACUGCCUUCCCCUUUUAACAGCAGGAGCCUGGUGAUUUCACUAGAAAACAAGAUGCAGUUACUUUUGCGUAGCAGAUAUUAGGAAGCGGUUAGAGUGGCUGGUCCUGUGCGAGAUCACUUGAUGCCUUAUUUCCUAAGGCGCACUCUGUUAUAUGCUCUUAUUACACAGGAUUAGGAAGCGGGUUAGGGAUACCUGACUUUUUUUCCCCCCCAGAACUCAUGCAAUAAAACCGCUCCAGAAAGGCAGUGAUGGGUUGUGUUCUUUCUGGAUUGAAGUGGCCUCGGACACCUUCUAAGGACCAUGUCACACCUGAACCCCUUCUACCUACACUGGGCCUAACUCCGCAACAACAGCAGCUGCUUAUAGAGACGUGGGAACUCCUUAAGCAGGAUAUUGCAAAGGUUGGAGUCAUUGUCUUUAUCAGGUAAGGUUUAAACCACAUUUAAAAUUUAUCGGCGAAAACAUUUCAUUUUAACUGCAAAUUACUAAAUGCUGAGAUGGUCUAUUGGUUUCCAUGGUGAUAGCUCCUGAUUUAGCUCCAGAAUAUUUGCCCCAUAACAGCACCUGUUUUUUUUUUUUUCUUAAUAAAUCUCCCUCAUUGUCUGUUAAUCUUUUUUUAUUUUAUUUUAGCCGUGCAGUGUUAAGUAUAAGCUUUCGUAUUGACUUUGACUUAUAACAAGAGGUGUGAAGACAAUGUUUAAAGAAGUAAGGUCAAGAUGUACUGCCCUUUUUUUUUAUUUUUAUUUUUUUUAAGAAAACAAGCUUAUUCGCAUUAGGCCAAUACAUUAAUAGUAAGGUCAUAGAAACAUGCAAAAUGCAAGUAGCUUAAACUAGAGGCAGAUAAAGUAAACAACCAGGCCUAUUGUAAGAGAUUAUUAACGUAGGUUACAGCCCCCCUCGCAACUUUUUCUUUUAACUCCAAAAAACACAAAGAUAUCUGAAGUUGGCAAAUAAACAACUGUCUAGAACUGUCGGAAGAGGUUUUUAUAUCUGUGACUGCUCGUGUUAACCCACUGAAUUUAUGCGGUUCCCUUCCAGAAUGGAGAGGAGAGAUUUAUGUAAGGAGAUACGAUGGUGUAAUAUGGUUAUUGUGAUAUUGGUUAUAGUAGCUGUAUAUUGAGUGUGUGCAUAUGUAUGUGUAUAUAAUAUAUUAUUGUUACGUAUAUGCAGGUACGAACUAGAAGUCUGUGAACUGUUCUCCCACCUAUGAGAUUUUUCAUUAAAUAAAGAAUUAACAAGGAGAUUACAUAAUUUAAGCCAAAGUAGACUACACUAUUAAAAUAGCCGAGAUGAAGGAUCCCACAAAAUAAAGACUUAUUGGUGAUUUACAUAGAAUGUGUCGGCAAAUAAGAACCAUUCGGCCCAUCUAGUCUGUCCAAUUUUCUCAAUAUUUGCAUUAGUCUCUUAUAUCUAGGAUAGCCUUAUGCCUAUCCCACGCAUCCACUCCCUCACUGUGUUAACCUCUACCACUUCAGCUGGAAGGCUAUUCCAUGCAUCCACUACCCUCUCUGUAAAGUAAUACUUCCUUAUACUGUUUUUAAACCUUUGCUUCUCUAAUUCAAGACUAUGACCUCUUGUUGUGGUAGUUUCCUUUCUUUUAAAUAUAGUCUCCUCCUUUACUAUGUUGAUUGCCUUUUACAUAUUUAAAUGUUUCUAUCAUAUCCGCCCGUCUCGUAUUUCUUCCAAACUAUACAUGUUAAGACUUGGUCCCAUUUUCAAUCCAAAUGAUAGAGAUCCCAAGUUACGAUUACAUAUAUCACUUGUUUUUGACCCACUCCCCACGAUCCUGUAAGAAAGCAAUUUAUAAUUACGUUUUUUACAAUUGUUUACACUUAUUAAUGAUUCUAUAUGGAUAACGUUAUAAGCCAUUCAAAAACCAAAUACAUACACAAUUUGAUCUAUAUCUGUAGAGACCCCCAGGAGGGUUCCUUAAUUAAGUAUGCAGAGAAAGCAAGUAUUGAGUGAGCUAGGUAUCGAACAUCUCCCACAGACCUUACACCUCGAUACAAGUGAUAAUAUACACCAAUUAUCUGUGCCUCUAUUAUAGCGCCUGCAGAGAGAGGGUUGUUGGGUUGAAAUCUACUUUUAGCCCACCUGUUGUGAGCUAAAUGAAUCGCCUGAUAUUGGUGCCAUAUGUCUGUUUAUUGCUACCUUAACCUUGCUGCUCAACCUUUAUUACCACCAAAGGGUAUCUGCUCCUGAUAGGAUUCGUAUUAAAUGAGAAAACCAGGGGCUGGCUGCACUCCCCUAAACAUGCUUAAAUGGGGUGCUGCUGGGGGCCAAUAAGUACAGUAAAAAUGAAAAUCCAGCGCACUCCCUUAUCUGCUAAACAGCUAUUUUGCUAGUUUUAUUAAAAACACCUAAUCUAGGCAAAAACCAAUGGGGGUUUAGUUAUAACAAAACCCCUAUUGUUUUUUGCCUAGAUUAGGAUUCGGAUUAAAGACAUGUCAUAACAACCAGCUCCAUUUAUACCAUACACGCAAUAAAAAAUGAAAGAGGCUAACCUUGCUGAAUGCUUUCCACUGCUGACUGCUAUGCUCAUGGUAAUGCCUCAAUAAAAUAAAGAUUGCCAAAAAAGAAAUCUGCUUAUAGAUUUAUCAGCGUUAAUAUAGCGCGAACAUAUUCCGCAAUGCUUUAGUUAUACAGUGGAAGUAUUGCUACAAGAGCCGAAUAGGGCAGUUCUAAAGAGAAGAUGUCUUUUCUUGGGAGCAGACCCAGGAAGCAUCGGUCGGGACAGAUACAGAGUAAAAACACUGCUACGUAUCACAACGUUAAUGUAUAGUUAUACAAGGCUUUUUAAAAGGAAUAGGAUUUAAUGUAACCGUCACAUGGUUUAAAAAUUAAUAUCCAUGAUUUUUAUAUACACCUCCUUGUAUUUUCUUUGUCAAUUGUUUCCUAUGAAUUAACUUAAAAAGAAAAGGGCAUUUUCUCACGACAGUCUUAGUUCUGCUUGAAUUCCAUUUCAGGAAUCCAUGUGUUUUCCAUUAAAUACAAACAUUUUCUGAUUAUCUGUACACAUUUUACAUGACAUCCUGGGAGAGACACUAUUUUUAAGAGUUGUGGCAUAUUUUUGGUUGGUAUUCUUUUUUCGUGUGUGCAUAUAUAUAUAUUGCAGACGCUGUGAAGCAUUUUAUUUGAGAAAGUACUUUAUAUUAUGAACAUUUAAUUAUUUAUUUUUUCUCACAGCAACUUAAAAGGAACUGUCACAAUAAGAGUUUUUACACAAUUUGAUUGCUAUCUUAAAGUUUCAACUUGAACCUUAUGCAUUUUUAGAAGUAAACAAAAAAGCAAAUGUGCAGGUUAUCUCACUCGAAUUUACUGGGGUGGAUAAUGAGAGACCCUGGCACUUCUAGAAAAAUAUUUAAUGCUUUAUAGCAUAGGCUUGAUUCUUUCCAAAAUAAUUCCUGUACUGAUUCUGAGCAGUCGAUCAUUAACAUCCGAACACGCGCGUUAUCUGCAUUGCAAAGACCGUACAGAAUGUGGGGUGAAAAUCUCAAAACAUGACAUGUGGAUAUUGUCAAUUUGCACGUCAUUCGAGAAGUGUUACAUUCUUUCAGGGAUAUAAUGUCCAGCUAACUAUUUAAGGAUGUGUCUAGGGCUAUAUAGAUUGAGUACAGCAGGAUGGCUUGGACGUUCUCAUUAUAAUAGUCUAUAUGAUUUGUAUUAAGUUGCAGAUAAUUUUAUGAAUAAUGGGGUGGGUGAGUUGAAGAUGGACAGUGGAAAUUCUAGAAUACAUCUCCUUAACCCGUGUGAAAUAUUCAAAAUCAGAUUCCAAAGGUUUCGCAGAGUACUGCAAAUAGAAAGGCGUUUUAUUCAGGAUCAGGAGAACAAAAUUAUAUACAACAUUUUGACGUCAAUCCUUGUGUAUGUUUAUGGCUUGAUGCCCAAACAUUGUAUAUAAUUUUAUUUGCACUAUGUGAAAUCUUUGGGAUUUGAUUUUGAAUAAUUAUAAGGGAGUGCAGAUCCCUUGCAUGGUCCCCAAGCAUGAUAGCAGACUCCAUUUGGGUUCCCAGGGAACAAUUUCAGAAUUGUAACCUUUACCCGAAUGUUCACGUACAGUAUAUACACAGGGCACUAUGUCCCAUCUCUGUAUUUUUAUUUAACUUUUUUGUUUAUAAAAAAAGAAACAAUACUGCUUUUCAAGGGUGUAUUAGAAUUCCACUUAGGGUGGGGUAGGCUGAGUGCCUUGUUCAGCAGUGUGUCUGUGAGGACAUAAUUUGACUUUCUGCCCUGCCCCAGGAGGAAGAGUGUUAUUACUAAAGUGAGAAUUGUCAGGACUUCAAAGUGAAUUUCACAUUUAGAAACAUAGAAUGUGAUGGCAGAUCAGAACGAUUCGGCCCAUCUAGUCUGCCCAAUUUUCUAAAUACUUUCAUUAGUCCCUGGCCUUAUCUUAUAGUUAGGAUAGCCUUAUGCCUAUCCCACGCAUGCUUAAACUCCCUCACUGUGUUAACCGCUACCACUUCAGCUGGAAGGCUAUUCCAUGCAUCCACUACCCUCUUAGUAAAGUAAUACUUCCUGAUAUUAUUUUUAAACCUUUGUCCCUCUAAUUUAAGACUAUGUCCUCUUGUUGUGGUAGUUUUUCUUCUUUUAAAUAUAGUCUCUUCCUUUACUGUGUUGAUUCCCUUUAUGUAUUUAAAUGUUUCUAUCAUAUCCCCCCGGUCAACAGGGAAAAUUCUCUUAAUGAGCUGUGCUUUUGUUUGGCUACUCUGGCCGUAAAUUUGUAAUUCAUUUUAAAUUUUACUUAAAAUGUUUAGUUUAGUAAAUAAACCUGUUUGACAGUGGUCAUGAGGCACUUAAUAAAAGCUGGCUCAGACUAGAAGCUUAUCAGAUGAAAGCACUUAGUAGACUACUCCAAGUUGUAUCCCCUCGGUGGUCCUUGGUUUCUGCUACUUUAAAUACUCCACAAUGCAUUUAUGCACAGUGGACUUUUUAGUUUUUUUAUUGUCUUUUUAUCCAGUUACCUGUAAUAAAGUGUUUUUGUGAUACUUCCUGCAUCCUGAAGUAUUUAAAGUAGCAGAAACCAAGGACCACCGAGGGGAUACAACAUGGAGUAGUCUACAAAGUGCAUUCAUCUGAUAAGCUUCUAGUCUGAGACAGCUUUUAUUAAGUGCCUCAUGGCCAUGUGAGUGUUACCAAUUCACAGUUUAAACUGUAUUUAGUUGCUGCGUUAUUACCCUAUGUUGGUAUUCUCCCUGUUUUUAUAUUUAUAGGAGGGAUUGUUGUAAUAACUCAACGUGCAAUAAGGGUAACGUGCAUUAUUAUACUUAUUAGUGUGCUCUCACCAUCCACUGAUUUUGACCUACUGGAUGGUUUUGUUUUAUGUGAAUGAGUGACUCACAUUGGUGAUUGUAGCACCUAUUCCUAACCGCUUUUACCUUAUUUUUGGUUUUUAUGCAUAGGCAUCGAUAAGGACACAAGCUAAUACAUAUUUUGAUAAUUUCAGGCUCUUUGAAACCCACCCGGAAUGCAAGGAUGUGUUUUUUCUCUUUCAUGAUGUGGAUGAUCUGAAAUUGAGUAAGGAAUUACGUGCCCACGGACUAAGGUAAGGAUCUCAUUUUCAUCACAUAACCCUCACUGUCUUCAGUUCUUGUCGAAUGGCUAAAACACACACACUGUAACAGAUCCAGCUGGAGGACUGUACUUCUAAUGAGAUCUAUUCUGGCCAAUCAGCAGUAAAUCCUCAGGCCUCUACUUAUUAGAAUAAUAGAAUCACCUAUAACCAAAACUGUUAAAGGAAUUUAAUAAAAAUGUAUAAUAAUGUUUUAGCCCUUUGAGCUUUUGGGAACCCAAUUUUCAGAGGUAUUUCCCCCCCCCACCCCCCCACACCCCCUCCCCCCAUUUUCUAUAUGAUCCAUCUCGUAUUCUAGAUUAUUUUGGAACACAGACAAUCUGAUCCUUGAUUCUGCGGUUUGAUCGUGUAGCUAAAGGCAGUACUGGUGUGUCAGUCAGUCAUGAACUUGCAGUUCAGUUGGCAUGCCUAUUGUCCUAUAACAAACAAUGAGAUGAUCUGGCUAAUCAAUUAACCAACUGGUUUGUGAAGAAUGUUCUUCAUAGACUUUGUCUCAACUUUCUGUCAAUGUCAUUUUCAUAUUUGUUGGAACAAGCUGGGUUGAAACCUCCACAAUAUUGCAUUUUUAGCAUUUUCUUUUAUGGUACUUGGAAAUCUAACCUUUAGAUGAAUAUGGUAGAGAAAAAAAAAUGUGCAUCCUGUAUAAUUUGUUUUUUCCCAGAGGGUUCUGUCUAAGGUUGAGGGUAGUUGCACUGAGAACUCAUGGUGUUACCCCUUCUGUUCUAAAGCUCCCAUACAGCUGUGGUUUUUUAACUAAAAUGAUGUGUCCUAUGGUGGCUUACAGAAGGCUGGUGUAUUCUGAUUGAUGGUGUAUAUUUAGAGAGGAAGAUAAUUAGCUAAAUGUGUGAGAUGACAGAUCUAACCAGCUCAGAGAAAAAUGUAAGGAAAUUGUUUAAGGAAAAAGAUUGGUGUUGCAACUAUGAACUGAUUCAAUAAAAAGCUCAUCUUUAUUAUAUUAAGGGAAAAAAAGUUAAAUUUUAUCUUGUUGGAUUCUGUGACAAACUCCCCUUCCACGUGAGUUUGCCACGAGCUCCUGGAGGAGCCUGCUUGCCAGCCUCCUGCCCACAGACUAUGAGCCCUGCAGGGAAAACUGUAAAAGUCUGUUUAAAUGGCUUGGUUCGUGUAAUUUCCCUAUAUCACUCGGGAACCGAACAACCACACGAACCAGGGACCACCCAGGAACGGUUCUCACCUCAAUGUUCUAAUUGUUUGUCUGUGUGGCCUCAAUUCGUAUGAACGACCACGAGGUGGCAGCCAGCUUGUUCGCAUGAACGCAGGCAGCAGUGUCUGGUUGUCAAGUUUAUGGAACUAAAACGGUGGAAACUUUUGUCUGGAUUAGGGGAACAAGUUCCACAGUUCAAAUAGAGACUAUGUUCAGUAUUUAGUUCGUAUUUUUGUUACCGAAGUUGACGGACAACUAGCCCUGAUUUCAUGGAACUAUUUUGAGCAUAGGACCAUGUGCGCGGUCGGUUAAAUAAUUUACUUCCAUUUAAAAGUCGAACCCCUGAACCGAUCUGGGUGAUUUUUGGGAUAUUUUGGUCACCCAAAUCGAGGCUAUCAGGGGAUGUGACUUUUGUGGGGUUUUCGUGGUUAUUGAAGGUACCUUUGGGGUGUUUGUAAAUGGUAUGUUUUUCUGUACCUGGGGAUAACUGAGUUUGUACAGUUCCUGACUCCAUUAUCUCCGAGGAACAGGGGAGGGAUUUUGUUUUGUGUGGGAGUGUCAUGGGUGUGUUUGACUGUGUCCAUAAAUGUAUAAAAGCAGAGCAUCUGGCCAGAUUAAAGCAUUCCAGCUUGUACUCCCAGAACUGAAUGUGUUGAAUGGUUACUGGAGGGGAAAGGGCUAAUCUCUACUCUAGCUUGUUCCAGUGUGGACGAUUCAACAGGGAAAGUCCUUGUAAGGACUAGAGCUCUGAGGACUGAGUGUCAUCCAGUGCCUGGGAGUGGAUAGAGCAAGUUCCCCCAUUCGGCUCCAGGACCCCAGUCAAGUCACGGUGACUGGGGGCAGGAGUGCUGAGGUUUGUCCCCUGUUCCAGCUAUGAAUCAAUCCUUUGGCGGAGGCACCCAGCCGGGGUACAGGGAGCUCUGCUACAUAUUCCUAGCACUAUAGUACCUUUCAUGCAUCCGAUAUAGAGUUUAAAACACUUUGGUCACUUACAAUAAUUCCAGCGCCAAUGUCAGGCUCCACCUCCACUCCUCUGCCGUCAGCCGAACCUAAUGUGCAUGCACAGCGAUUGCCCUGUUUGCAUUAGGACUUUCCCCUAGGAAAGCACUAAAUCAAUGCUUUUUUUUAUGGGGUUUUAGCUGAUGCUGGAUGUCCUCAUGCAAAGCAUGCAGAUGGUCAGUUAGUGGACCAAAAGUCUGCGAAGUACCCGAAAGAUAGCCACUAGAGGUGGCAUUAACCCUGCAAGGUAAUGAUUGCAGUUUAUCAAUCGCAGGGUUAAGGGGACGGGAGCACUGCACGCAGACCACAUGAGAUGAAGUGGUCUGGGUGACUACAGUGUCCCUUUAAACAAUACUUUCCUAAAAUAAAUUAGUUUAACACUUCAAAGAUUUAAAGGGACACAGUGAAUUGAGCAGUGAAAUUGCAGGGGAAUCAUCUACACACUAAAACUGCUUCAUUUAGCUAAAUUUAGGUGACUAUAGUGUUCCUUUAAAUCCAGUGGGCACUUGCAUGCUAUUCUCAAUCCUGGACCUGAAGGACUUGCCUUGUUGGGAAACCCCCAAAUCAAAGAAUAAGUGGUUAAUUCCACUAUUGUAAUGGCGUAAACCACAUCAGAUGCUGCUGCAAGUAAAUAGCUUAGAGUAGACUAAAGUAGGUAUCAAAGAGCAGGAAGCUUGGAUACCUAUGUGAGCAUUGUGUGUGGUCUACAAAGUGAUCCGUAUGAGGAGGAAUAUUAAUAUAAUAACAAACUGUAAAAUGGUUUGUGAAGCAUUGAAAUUGGUAUGCUCUCUAAGCAUAGAUAUUAGGGCCUACAUGUACAGGUUGUGACUGAUCUUCUUCUAUUUUAUUGAUCUCCAUUUCCCCUGCCAGGGUCCUAUCCGUUGUGGAGAAGAGUGUAGCCCGGAUAGAAAAUGUAACUCGUCUGGAAAAAUUCCUCUUUGAGCUUGGAAGGAGUCAUUACAGAUACAAGGCACCUCCUAGAUAUUAUCAGGUAAAUCAUGUUACUUCUCUUAUCAUUCAGUACACUCAACCAAAUCAGCCAUUCUCUUAUCAACAAAAAACAAACACAAAUCAAAACAAGUUGCCAGAUUUAGCUGUUCUAGAACUCGCUGAAUUUAGUUAUAUGAACAUCUCCAAAUGUCUCAAAAUAGGGCUUCUGAACUGCUGUGCCCAUACGGUUAAAGGACCACUAUAGUGCCAGUAAAACAUACUCGUUUUCCUGGUACUAUAGUGUCCUGAGGGUGCCCCCUUCCGCCGGGCUCUGGGGAGAGGAACGGGUUAAAUUUAUCUCUGUCUCCAGCGCCGGGCGGGGAGCUCUCCGCCUUCUCUCCUCCUCCUCUUCGGCUGAAUGCGCAUGCGCGGCAGGAGAAGCACACGCAUUCAGCCAGUCCAUAGGAAAGCAUUCACAAUGCUUUCCUAUGGACGCUGGCGUCUUCUCACUGUGAUUUUCACAGUGAGAAGCACGCAAGCGCCUCUAGCGGCUGUCAAGAGACAGCCGCUAGAGGCUGGAUUAACCCUAUUAUAAACAUAGCAGUUUCUCUGAAACUGCUAUGUUUAUAAAAAAAUAAAAAUACAAAGGGUUAACCCUAGCUGGACCUGGCACCCAGACCACCUCAUUAAGCUGAAGUGGUCUGGGUGCCUAUAGUGGUCCUUUAACCGGAUAUGUGUACAUAUAAUAAACUUAUAUAUGCCAAAGCUCAGUAGUUGGUAUUUGGCCGCUUUUGUUUUGUCCAUUUAUUUUAUAUAUAAUAAACCGUGUUUGUUUCAAUAAAUGAUUGCCCAUUUAAUCUGUAGCCAUUAUAUUGUGCAUUGUGAUCGUUUGCAUAUAUAGGGGAAGGGGGGAGAAAGCCAGCGCCGACAGACCUGGGCAGCGCUGGAAAUAAGGUGAGUUUUUACUAUAUUUAAGGGGAGGCCAGUGAUCCUGAUCCUAUAGUGUUCCUUUCAAGUUUUACAGUGCGGAAAAUGUACAUUGAGAUGUAGUGGUUUUGGUGCUAACUGUCCAUUUUUAAAGUGACAUUGUCACCUGAAUCAGUCUUUCCAUAACUCCGUUUGAUGGACUCAGAAUAAAAUAUGUAGUACAUUUAGCAGGAAAUGCCACUCCAAGAAUUGCUAUUUUUGCAGUGAGGAGGUGGCCGUCUUGUAAUUACGCACAAUUUUCAAGCCUCUCCCUCACCAUUAUGGAUUAAAAAAGACAAAACUUAAAACUUUACAAAGACAUACUGACUGGCUGCUGCCAUCACAUGUGGUUUGUACAUUGGGUCCCACUUCCCAGGAAACAAUAAAUAGCUUUCUGAACUCUGACCUGUGUCCACAGUUAGCUAGAAAUCUAUUCAGAUCAUAUUUUGGAGCACAAUCUGUAUGCUGAACAGAUCUUAAAAUUAGCUCAAGUUGGUGGUUCGAUAUUCUAUAUUAAGAUUAAUGUACUAUAUCUUAUAAAAACGAAAUAAUAACAUGAUUUCCUUUUCAGUAUGUGGGGAUAGAGUUUCUAUCUGCCAUUCGCCCAAUUUUGAAAGAAAAAUGGACACCAGAGGUGGAGGAAGUGUGGAAAGUAAGUGCCGCCUUUUUUAAAAUUAUUAUUAAAUGACGUAAUAUUGAUGUAGCUAUCUAACCACUACAGUUCAGGUAGUAGUUAUGCAGCAGCUGAAUAUUGCCUGCUGACACUAUAACCACUGCAACAUGCUGUAGUGGUUAUGGUGCUUAGACUGCCCAUUUAAAAGUAGCCUUGUUGUUUAAUACAUAUUUUAUGUAAAUAUUGAAUUAUAAAACAUUGACUUACUAUACUAAAUAUAAUAUUUACAAAUUCCUCAACACUACACACAGGUUCUCUGUAUUUCCAUGUUCUCGUUAGGGAUAUCAUGUAGGCAUUUUAAGAUUGGGGAAACUAAGCAACGCUUACCUCCAUGAACAUUCGAUAUUGUAAAGUGCUGUGGAAUAAGUUGGCGUGACAAAUGCCAUUGAUAAUAAUAUAUGGUGCCGAGUAGCAAGCUGAAAGCAGCGACACACUGCUUCUAUUAGCAAUUGUAUUCAUGUCUUUUCAUGAAAGAAACUGAUCUAAAGUGUUGAUCUACACAUUCAGCACUCCCACUCAAAACAAAACUAGCACUAAAAUCCCUCUACAGCUUUCUAGACUAGAGACAGAUAACUUCUGGAACCUGCUAAUCAUGUGGAUUUGUAGCAAAAUCAGAGACUUUCAAAUAAUCUUUGAUAUCUGGUUCUGAUGCAUUAUCUAUAUAAAAAUAGGUGUAUUUGCAACAGUUUCUAGAUCCUUUGUGCAUUCUAAAAUUACAUGAAAAAUAAUAAUUUGUUGUGGGAAAUAUUGAAAUGUCUUCCUUUCCUAAACAGGUUCUGUUUACGUACAUCUGUGCAGUAAUGAAAGCUGGCUACCAGGAAGAAGAGAAUAAGCAUAACGAGAAGACUCCUACAAUGAAACGACUGGAAAAGAGUCAGGCGACUGCAAUGUAGAAAACAAAGGAAAGUCAUUAGAAGGCUGAGUACCAAUGUUUAUCAUUUCUGGGAGGUUUACAUCAAUCGCCCUCACUGGCCUAAUGUGCCAGAGGUGUUUAGCCAAUCUGCGUCAGGUUAUCGAGCAUCUCAAUACAGAUCUUAUUCAAUAUUCUUUCAUAUCCGGCAAAUGAAUCGGACUAAGCAGCACUGUGUGUUGUGUGAUCUGUAAUUGCUAUGCUUUAUUAGAAAAUGAGAAACAGAUUGGGUACAGCUCACUCUGGUAUACUGAAGGAGAAGGGGGGUAACCCCUAGUGGAAUCAAAAGGAAAGUAUGAAGGUAGUAUACCCGUAUUGGGGUGCUAGAAACGAAGUGCUAUGAGUAAUAAUACCGAUGGGAGGCUGAACAUACAAAUCAA
Pelobates cultripes (western spadefoot toad) is the source of this 11850-nucleotide messenger RNA. The record is from the annotation of a GenBank genome assembly. NCBI's taxonomy places the organism in Eukaryota, Metazoa, Chordata, Amphibia, Anura, Pelobatidae.